GGCAAGAAGUCAUUCCGUUUGGUAACAUUCUAAGGUUAAUACUCAACAGAAAGUAAGAACGCCAAGGAAUAGAUAUUCGAUAUUAAAAGGCUUAAAAUAAAUAAACUUCAAGAGUUCUCAGCCAUGGAUUUCUAUUAUAUGCCCCCCUCCGCCCCUUGCCGUUCCGUCGAGAUGACCGCUCUGGCUGUGGGUGUUAAGCUCAACAAACAUGUCUUGGACUUAACCAAAGGCGAACAAUUAAAACCGGAAUUUGUUAAAAUCAAUCCUCAACACACCAUACCCACUUUGGUGGAUAAUGGCUUCGCUCUAUGGGAAUCGCGUGCCAUUUUGGUCUAUUUGUGUGAGAAAUAUGAUAGCAGCAAAAAAUGGUAUCCCAACUGCGUGAAAACUCGUGCUAUAGUCAAUCAACGUCUUUACUUUGACAUGGGCACCCUGUACAAGAGCUUUGCCGAUUAUUAUUAUCCUCAAAUUAUGAAAAAGGCUCCUGCCGAUCCGGAAAUGUUGAAGAAAAUCGAGACAGCUUUUGAAUUUUUCAAUACAUUCUUGGAUGGCAAGAAAUUCGCUGCCGGUGAUUCGCCUACUGUGGCCGAUAUUGCCCUCUUGUCCACCGUCACCAAUUUCGAUGCAGCCAAUUUUGAUUUUAGCAAAUAUGCAAAUGUGGCCCAAUGGUAUGAGGCUUGUAAGACUGUCAUACCAGGAUAUGCUGAUAAUAAGGAAGCUUGUGUUAGCUUCCAAAAGUAUUUCAAUAACAAGUAAGCUGCAAAUAUAUGUGUGUGAGGGAAAUUUCAAAUAAUUGAUGUAUUUUUAAUCUAUUUUAAAAUGUUAUGUAUAAUUUAAA
Messenger RNA from Stomoxys calcitrans (stable fly), 838 nucleotides. RefSeq names its product glutathione S-transferase 1-1. The record is from RefSeq and is a predicted model, not a curated record. Lineage: Eukaryota; Metazoa; Arthropoda; Insecta; Diptera; Muscidae. Gene Ontology annotation, molecular function: glutathione transferase activity. The transcript has a single exon. Bases 124 to 756 code for a protein of 210 amino acids. Gene Ontology annotation, biological process: glutathione metabolic process.